Molecule: messenger RNA, 1771 nt
Organism: Gigantopelta aegis
Lineage: Eukaryota; Metazoa; Mollusca; Gastropoda; Neomphalida; Peltospiridae
Product: zinc finger protein 235-like
Exons: 2
Coding region: 714-1712 (332 amino acids)
Biological process (GO): regulation of transcription by RNA polymerase II
Cellular component (GO): nucleus
Molecular function (GO): DNA-binding transcription activator activity, RNA polymerase II-specific; RNA polymerase II cis-regulatory region sequence-specific DNA binding
Source: RefSeq, a predicted model, not a curated record
UUCGAGUUUAUUUUUAUGAACUAGGACAUGCCCUAGGUCUGAUCGGUUUAUAGCUUAAACUUGAGCCAAAAUGAAAAUUUUGGGUCAAAGCCUCCUUCGUCUUUCACCUUUUUCUUUAGUUUCUUCACCCUGGUGCGUAAUAAUGCUAGGAAGCCCCCCCCCCGCAAAAAAAAAAAUCCUUGUCUCUCCCGUAGCGGGCAUUACAACUAACAAUGCCACAAGUAGUCGGCAUUAUGUUGGUUCAGGACGAAUGAAAUCUAACAAUAAGAUUCGACAAGUAGGCCUAGCUAUUAUUAGGUGUUGAUGCCGACCGCUAUGGAUCGUGGGUAAUCUAGAAUGACGCGUAACCCUCUAUUGUCGAGGGGACCUGACUAGAGGCAGGUUUGGCAGAACAAUUUUUGUUGAUGCAAUUUUCAGAACUUGCUGUCUUCGUGGUACAACGUUUGAGAGCUGGACACUGUGCGGCACUUUGUGACGCUUACUGGUUGCAAAUUUGAGACGUGUUGAAAUAGUCAUCCGAAGACGUCAAGUUUGAGGAGUGUUGAAAUCGUCAUCUGAAGACGUCAAGUUUGAGGAGUGUUGAAAUCGUCAUCUGAAGACGUCAAGUUUGAGAAGUGUUCAAAUCGUUAGCUGAAGACUUCAAGUUUGAGGAGUGUUGAAAUCGUCAGCAGGAGACGUCAAGUUUGAGGAGUGUUGAAAUCGUCAGCUGAAGCAUGUCAUUCAGUGGUAAGUCAUGUAUCAAAUGCGACGUCUGCUCGAAGUGCUGUAAAAGCAAGUCUUGCUUAGAGAUACACAUGCGCGUGCACACCGGGGAACGACCCUUCACGUGCGGGGUGUGCCUCAAGGAUUUCACAACCAUAGGUAACAUUAAGGAACAUAUGUGGCUCCACACCGGAGAAAAACUAUUUCAAUGUGAUGUGUGCACAAAACGUUUUGUUAACAAAUCGAGACUCAAACGGCAUGUGAUGAUUCAUAGUGAUGACAAACCUUAUAAAUGUGAAAUGUGCACAAAAGGUUUCACGGGGAAUUUCAGCUUGAAAAAACAUAUGCAGAUCCACACUGGUGAAAGAUCGUUCACGUGUGAACUGUGCACCAAAUGUUUUAGACAGCGUGCCAGGUUGCAAAAUCAUAUCCUGUUGAGACAUUCUAAUGAGUCGUUUGUGUGUGAUGUAUGCACAAAACGUUUCAAAAAGCGCCCCCUACUUGCACAGCACAUGUUGAUCCAUACUGGUGAAAAACCAUUCCUGUGUGAGAUUUGUACAAAACGCUUUAACCGGUCUGCGACAUUUAGAGAGCACAAGAGGUGUCACUCUGGUGAGAAGCCGUAUAAAUGUGAAAUAUGCACAAAGUGUUUUUCACGAAGUGGCAACCUGAGACGCCACGAGUUGAGUCAUGCCGGCGUGAAACCAUUCAAGUGUGAAACGUGCACAAAACGUUUCACCCAGAAUUCCACUUUGAAAAACCACGUGCUGAUUCAUAUGGGUGUGAAACAUUUCAAAUGUCAAAUGUGCUCAAAACGUUUCACAAAGAAUGACCACCUGCAGCGUCAUAUUCUGACUCACACCGGUGAGAAACCGUUCGUCUGUGAGAUCUGUGCGAAAUGUUUUACAAUGAGAUCGGACUUAAACAAGCACAUGAAGAUCCACAAGGGUGAAAAAAACAAUUCAAAUGUGAAAAGUGCACAAAAUGUUUUACGCUGCACUGGACGCUGAGAAGACGUAUGUCGAUUCAUUCUGUAUCAGGAAAUAAAUAAUAUAUAAUUAGGUAUGUA